AUAUUCGUUCUAAACAAGGACAAGAUAUCUAAAAGUAUAUAUAUCUUCAAGAUCAAUACAUUAAAAUAAUUCAUUUUUGAUCCAAUAUAAAGAUGGCAGAUAGCUGGUGGGAUUCAAGAACAAGGCCUGCUGCUUUGGAUACAGUUUCUGUCACCUCUAUGAAUCUUUUUCAAGAAACAACUGAAAGCACCACUACAACAUCCACCACGAGUGGCGGCGGCGGCGGCGUGUUGGGCAACAACCCAAGCUUACACAACAUGAUGGAAUUAGGUCUUUCAUCACAACCAAUAUCUCAGGCCUUGGAUUGGAAUCAAGCUUUAUAUCGUGGAGAUCAAAGAAAUGAUCUUAACCAAAGUGGUUACCAGGCCCUAAUUCAAGAAGAUCAAAGUUUGAGCUCAAACACAAGCAAUUAUCAAGAAACAACUCAAUGGAAAUCACAUAAAAUGUAUCCGGCGGAUUCAUCAUCAGAGUUUAAGCAGAUCAACGUUAGAGGUUUCCAUUUAGAUGAACGAGUGCCAUACAACGAAGAAAACGGAUUAAAUCCUAGCUUCCAAACAAUGGAUCAUUCGUACGGAAGUAAUUCUACAUUAAUACAAAGUUUAUUUGGUUCAGAUCAUAACACGAAUCAGCAACAAGAUUCGGGUUAUGAUCAAAACCAAGGAAUGAGUAAUUACUCUUAUCAAUCUAGCUACGGUGGCAUCAGCAUGUCAAGUGGUGGUGGUGUCGGGGGAGAUUACCCUCCUCCGCCGCCACCUCAAGAAUUCUCAGUGAAUUCACCAUCAAAAGUUCAACCACCGAAUAUUGCUACACCCCUACAAUUCUCCAACAACGCACGAUUUUGGAAUGCAUCGGCAACCUCCAUGAAUGAUGUUAGAUCAACUAGUUUUUUCCCUUUGCAAAUGCAAUCACCUUCAUCUACCAUUGAAGAUAAACCAAAGAAUCCCACACCAGAAAUGGUAAAGAAAAGCAAUAGCAAAUCAUCUACAACCAAAAGACCAAGAAAUGAAAACCCACCAUUGCCAGCUUUUAAGGUGAGAAAAGAGAAGAUGGGGGACAGAAUCACUGCACUCCAACAAUUAGUUUCACCUUUCGGAAAAACUGACACAGCAUCCGUGUUGUCUGAAGCUAUCGAAUACAUCAAAUUUCUCCAUGAACAAGUGAAUGUUCUAAGUACCCCAUACAUGAAAAAUGGAGCCGCGAUCAUGCAACAACAACAACAGGUAAUUUCGGAUAAAACAUCAGACGGAUCAAGACAAGAUCUAAGAAGUCGAGGGCUAUGUCUGGUACCGGUAUCAAGUACAUUUCCAGUUACACACGAAACAACAGUCGAUUUUUGGACACCAUCUUUUGGAGGGACUUUUCGAUGAGUGUGAAAGCACGUCGAAAGCUAGCUAGCAUUUGUUCAUGGGGGCCAGUGGCGAUCAUCAAAUUAAAGGAAUUAGUUCUUAAUUAGCAAUAAACAACUACGUACGAAUAUCUUGUAGAAGAGAAAGUAAAGAAAAAAAGAUAUGAAUCUUUAAAAAUGUUGGGCCAGCUACAAGCAAAAUGAUGCAGCUAGCUUUGCCAAUGUUCUUAAUUGGUUAAAGGUGUCCAUCUUUUGUACAUAAAAUUGAGUAUUUGUAAUAAUUGUAACAUUAAUAAUGAUUAAUUAA
Erigeron canadensis is the source of this 1652-nucleotide messenger RNA. Its product is annotated as transcription factor bHLH123-like. Bases 93 to 1367 code for a protein of 424 amino acids. Gene Ontology annotation, biological process: regulation of transcription by RNA polymerase II. The transcript has 7 exons. Gene Ontology annotation, molecular function: RNA polymerase II cis-regulatory region sequence-specific DNA binding; protein dimerization activity; DNA-binding transcription factor activity, RNA polymerase II-specific. Lineage: Eukaryota; Viridiplantae; Streptophyta; Magnoliopsida; Asterales; Asteraceae. The record is from RefSeq and is a predicted model, not a curated record. Gene Ontology annotation, cellular component: nucleus.